Messenger RNA from Pezoporus flaviventris, 1823 nucleotides. It is a transcript of the gene PCBP4, whose product is annotated as poly(rC) binding protein 4. NCBI's taxonomy places the organism in Eukaryota, Metazoa, Chordata, Aves, Psittaciformes, Psittacidae. Gene Ontology annotation, cellular component: cytoplasm; nucleus. The transcript is spliced from 13 exons. The coding region runs from base 214 to 1476 and encodes 420 amino acids. Gene Ontology annotation, biological process: negative regulation of mRNA splicing, via spliceosome. The record is from RefSeq and is a predicted model, not a curated record. Gene Ontology annotation, molecular function: mRNA binding.
GAGGGAGGGAUGUGGGAGAGGGGAAGAGCGAGGGGGGCCCCGGCGUGGACCGGGGUGGGGGCCGGGGCUGCCAGCCUGGCCCUGGCCUGUCAAGCGGCUCAUUGUUCCUGCCCCGGGUGCCACUGGGCGCCGCCGGGGACAAUGUGGCACUGAGCGGGGUGGCCGGCGGCGGAGGGACGAGGAGCACGGAAAGGCUCAGCUCACCCUCCUGCCAUGGCAUCGCAGGACACAGCCAGCAGCCUGGGCAGCAGCCCCGAAGAGACGGAGCUCAGCAUCACCCUGACCCUCCGCAUGCUCAUGCAUGGCAAGGAGAUCGGCAGCAUCAUUGGCAAGAAAGGAGAGACUGUUAAGAGGAUACGAGAGCAGAGCAGCGCACGCAUCACCAUCUCGGAGGGGUCCUGCCCCGAGCGCAUCACCACCAUCACCGGCUCCACCAACGCUGUCUUCCGUGCUGUUUCCAUGAUAGCCUUCAAGCUGAAGGAGGACCUGGGAGCAGGGUGUGAUGGGGCAGCAGCAGGCAGAGCACCGGUGACGCUGCGCCUGGUCAUCCCAGCCAGCCAGUGUGGCUCACUCAUUGGCAAGGCAGGAGCCAAGAUCCGGGAGAUCCGGGAGAGCUCAGGGGCACAGGUGCAGGUGGCUGCUGACCUGCUGCCCAACUCCACCGAACGGGCCGUCACUGUCUCGGGGGUGCCAGACACCAUCAUCCAGUGCGUGAGGCAGAUCUGCGCCGUCAUCCUGGAGUCACCUCCAAAGGGAGCCACCAUCCCCUACCACCCUGGCCUCUCCUUGGGCACCAUCCUGCUCUCUGCCAACCAGAGCUUCCCCAUGCAGGGCCAGUACAGCGGGGUCUCUCCUGCAGAGGUGACGAAGCUGCAGCAGCUCUCAGGGCACUCGCUUCCCUUUACUUCCCUGGGCCACGCACCCACCAUGGUGCCGGGCCUGGAUACCAGCUCCCAGUGCAGUUCCCAGGAGUUCCUCGUACCCAAUGACCUCAUCGGCUGCAUCAUUGGCCGACACGGCAGCAAGAUCAGUGAGAUCCGUCAGAUGUCAGGUGCCCACAUCAAGAUUGGGAACCAAACUGAGGGCUCCAGCGAGCGGCACAUCACCAUCACGGGGUCCCCCGUCAGCAUCACCCUGGCUCAGUACCUCAUCACAACCUGCUUAGAGACGGCCAAAUCUACCUCCCAGGUGCCGCCAGGCCCUGGCUCCAUGGACCUCGGCGUGAGCUUCAACCAGCCCCUCACCCCGGGCUCUGGUGCAGCGCUGCCCACAGUUGCCCCUGCCCACCCAGCCCUGCUGGGCACCCCCUACACCAUCUCCCUCUCCAACUUCAUCGGCCUGAAGCCGAUGUCCUUCCUGGCGCUGUCCCCGUCCUCUGUGGCGGGUCCCAACGGCGGCACUGCCACCCACACGACCAAGAUCUCGGCUGCCAAUGGCACCAAGCGAGCCGACCGGCAGAAGUUCUCACCCUACUGAGCCCUGCCAGCAGGUGGGUGAGGGGGGCCGGGGUGCCCCCCAGUGCCAGAGACACCCCCUGAUGCCCACCCUGUCCCCAGCCCCUGCCAGGCACCCCAUGGCCAGAGUGGACCCUUUGCCCCCUGCCCUGGGGAGGGGUCCUCCUGGCAGAUGUCCACGGAGGAAAAGGCUGCUCUGCUGCCUGCUGCCCACCCCGGCAGUGCUGUGUCCCCCUCCUCGGUUCUCCUCCGCGGGGACCACGUGCCCUGGUACUGGGGGGUGCGCAGCUGUCCCUGCUGGCCUGUAGUCCCCUUCUCUCAGUGCCCAGUGCCAGGGUGGGACCCCCACCACCUGCCCCUCGCCCUGCC